UUUUGCUUUUUCAGCUCGAAACGAGGAAAAGGAAUUGAACAACUAAUUGGCGGCCAUUUUUUAUAUCAUGAUUUUCAAAAGAAUUCACGAAACAAGUUCAAAAAUAAUUAUCGGAAAUUAGUUUUACAGACUUCCAAUGCAAAUAGUAGUCGAACUUCCCCAACCGACAGAGGAAUAUCGCUUGAGACAGCAAGUACAGGAAAUGGCAAAAUUGAUCAAAAAAACAAUAGUAAUACGAACAAAGAAGAGAGCAAAAAAACACUAUCCGAUCAAGUCAAUGAGGGAAAAUACGGUUUAAUACACACAGAACUCUUCAAAACUCCCAUAAUACGUCCUGGCGUGCUUAGCUAUAAAACAAACUAUGAGGUACCAAAGGAUGAUGCAAAUAAUUAUGGUGGAUUAAAAGAUGAUGAAAUUUGGCUCUCGGAAGAUCAUUUAUUAGUUUUGAAUGGUGGUUCGGUAAACAAGAUAAAUGAAAAGGAAAAAUGGCAACCAAUUGACGAUUAUGUGGCUCCACAAAGACAAGUUAAACUUCCAGAAAAUCCUAAAAUACCGCCUCCAUUUCCUGUCCAGCUUGCCGAUGAUGCGCCAAUACAGUUUAUCGGAAAUAAUAAACUUCCGAUCUACAAUCCGUUUACAAACCAGACAGUUUUUCUUUUCUCAAAUGAAAGAGUCCCGGACAUUCAAACCGGAGAUUUCGUUAAAAAAAAUACUACUGCCUGGAAUGGAGAGAAAAAUCCACCUUCAAAAUUUAAUGGAUAUCAAUACCCACCCCCUGCGCCGUUACCCAUUGGAGAACCAAACAAAACGUUCUCCAACCCAUUCCUAAAUCUUCCAGCACUACCACCUUUGCCAACUGGUUCAAUUGAUGAAAAAAAUAGUACAGAUAUUGACGAGGAAGAUAAUUCUUUGUAUUAUCCUCCUCCGUAUAGUUUUGAAUAUGAAAGCAAUUAUACCAACCCAGUGUCGCCUGGGCCACUAGUGCCAGGCAUAAUUUUACCACCGCCGCCAAAUUUCUUCGCUCCUCUAAUGGAGAUGAAAAUAUCGAUGAGCACACCUACUAAUUCUAAAAAGAAUGUUAUCAACUCAAGCAUAAAUGAACGCACUAAAAAUAUGACUUUUUCCAAAAAAAAUUCUGCGCCUAUUAAUACUACUCAAACAAAUGUCCUAAAAUAUAACAUAGAAAUUGAAAAGGUUGUAGUAAAGUCAUUCCCCUCUAACAAUGAUACAAAAUUGAUUAAAUCUGUGCAACCUACUCAACCUAGGCAUUUUCCAAAAAUUCAGAAUAAGACUAAAACACCUGCAAUUCAACUACAAACCGAUAAUUUCGUUGAAACCCCUCCACUAAUUUCAUUGAAUCAACAAAAUGUAAAAGGUAAUCCUAUUUACUUUGAAUAUUUUGAUGCUAGAACUUCUUCUGUAAGUUCUGGAAAUGAAUACUCCUUUACUACUACUACUAAACCAUUGACAUCAACAACACCUAAACAUGUAUAUGGAACGACCACGGCUUUUACUCCAAUCAUCAUACAAGUAUCUAGCAAGCGUCCACCGAAUAGAACAUACAUACCGAGCAAGCAAAAAGAAUCAUCACGCAUAAUACCAAAUAUAGAAAAUCUUCGCUACAAAACUAUGCAUGAAUUCAAUAAAGAAAUAGAAAACAUUCGUCACACACUUCGCUUGUAUAAAAAUUCGGCACCACCUGUAGACAAUUAUCGAAAAUCAAAAGCAAGACCCAACUAUGAAUAUCCGUUUGGAAUAUCGCCUACUAGGGUGCCACCUCAAAUCCAAACCUCUUACAUUAAUUCGCAAUAUAGUGAUCAAUUUCAUCCGGACGUUAAGUAUCAACCCUAUAAUGCUGGGUUAACUUAUCAUUCUACUCCAAUUGGAGUUUCACAUCACGAUCGUCUUCCAACAUACGAUAAACCUGACUCGUACGAUAAUAAUUUUAAUCGUUAUCGAAAUCCUUCCUUGAACGUUGAAAUAACUAGCGCAAACCCUCAUUUAGAUUUAACAUUUCAAACAGCAAAACCCAGCACCCAACUCAACCCAUGGCCCCAACCAAAUUGGUUUAGGGUAGAAAAAGUUAAAGUGUUAGACAUUCCCAAGCCAUUAAUCUCUAACAAUGGAGCGAGUGGCUACAACACUAAAAUAUUUUUGCAAAACAAGUAUUCAAUUCCAUCAUAUUCUGCACCUUCUAAACCUAUUCAAGUCAGUACUUCUUAUAGACAAAGUGAUACAAAAAAAUAUGACAAAUAUUUACAAUUGCAAACACAAGAUUUGGCAAAAGACACUCUAGUUAACUAUAAACAUCCGUUACCUGCCAUCAAUUUUGAUAGCGAAUUAUUGCCAUAUAACGGUCGAAUAUCAAAACCUCUGAUUGACUACAAAUUAUCAGGUGAUCAAGCUAGUGUUUAUUAUAUAACUCCUCACGAGUUUAAGUACCAAUAAGAGUAUGCAACAACAAAAAACACUAAACGAACUAUUACGGAUUGUGAUACAUGAAAAACUGUGAGCCUUAUUGAUGCGGACGCUAAAUCACUGUACAUAUUUAUUUUAGAACUGAAAUAAAAACAAAAAAAAAUA
Molecule: messenger RNA, 2583 nt
Organism: Culex pipiens pallens (northern house mosquito)
Lineage: Eukaryota; Metazoa; Arthropoda; Insecta; Diptera; Culicidae
Exons: 1
Source: RefSeq, a predicted model, not a curated record